AUGGGGAAUUGCAACGCGUGCAUGAGGCCUUUGGAGCCCGAGCCACUGACACCCAAAUCCGAAACAACCCCCAAACACCGCAAAAAACACCGCGACCGCCGUCCCAACCCCUUCGCCCAGUCCCCUUCCGCGAACCGCGUGCUCAAGGACCUCGCUCCACAGGCCAGGAUCUCCGACAAGUACACGCUCGGCCGCGAGCUCGGCCGCGGCGAGUUCGGGGUCACCUACCUCUGCACCGACCGGGAGAUGCGCGAGGCCCUCGCUUGCAAGUCGAUCUCGAAGAAGAAGCUCCGGACGGCGGUGGACAUCGAGGACGUCCGGCGCGAGGUGGCGAUCCUGUCGAGCCUGCCGGAGCACGCCAACAUCGUGAAGCUUCGGGCCACGUACGAGGACGAGGAGGCGGUGCACCUGGUGAUGGAGCUCUGCGAGGGCGGGGAGCUCUUCGACAGGAUAGUGGCGCGUGGCCACUACAGCGAGCGGGCGGCGGCGGGUGUGGCGAGGACGAUUGCGGAGGUGGUGAGGAUGUGCCACCAGCACGGGGUUGUGCACAGGGAUCUGAAGCCGGAAAACUUCCUCUUCGCGAAUAAGAAGGAGAAUUCGCCGCUCAAGGUCAUCGAUUUUGGGUUGUCGGUGUUUUUCAAGCCUGGUGAAAGGUUCACAGAGAUUGUGGGUAGUCCAUACUAUAUGGCACCAGAGGUUUUGAAGAGAAAUUAUGGACCUGAAGUUGAUGUGUGGAGUGCUGGGGUGAUUCUCUAUAUUUUGUUAUGUGGUGUUCCACCAUUUUGGGCUGAAACUGAACAAGGAGUGGCACUUGCAAUUUUAAGAGGAGUGAUUGAUUUUAAGAGGGAACCAUGGCCACAGGUUUCUGAAAGUGCUAAAAGCCUUGUUAGGCAAAUGCUGGAGCAAGACCCCCAAAAGCGUUUGACAGCUCAGCAGGUACUAGAGCAUCCAUGGAUUCAAAAUGCUAAAAAGGCUCCAAAUGUUCCACUGGGAGAUAUCGUGAGGGCAAGACUCAAGCAGUUUUCUGUCAUGAACAAAUUCAAGAAGAAAGCAUUGAGGGUAAUUGCUGAACAUUUAUCCGUUCAAGAGGUUGAAGUUAUUAGAGAUAUGUUUGCGUUGAUGGAUACCGAUGAGGAUGGAAAGGUGUCAUAUGAGGAGUUAAGAGCUGGUCUGAAGAAAGUCGGUUCCCAGCUGGCGGAACCUGAGAUUAAGUUACUGAUGGAUGUGGCUGAUGUAGAUGGCAAUGGUGUGCUGGAUUAUGGGGAGUUUGUGGCGGUCACUAUCCACUUACAGAGGAUGGAGAAUGACGAACAUAUUCACCGAGCAUUUAUGUUCUUUGACCAAGAUGAAAGUGGGUACAUCGAGCUUCAUGAAUUAAGAGAAGCUUUAGUGGAUGAAUCAGGCGAAACUGAUCUUGAUGUGCUCAAUAACAUCAUGCAGGAAGUUGAUACUGAUAAGGAUGGGAGAAUUAGUUACGAAGAGUUUGUUGCAAUGAUGAAAACUGGGACCGACUGGAGAAAGGCAUCCCGACAGUACUCUAGAGAGAGAUUCAAGAGCUUGAGUGUUAACCUGAUGAAAGAUGGCUCUCUACAGCUCCAGGAUGGAUUUACAGGCCAAACUGUCGUAGUUUAG
Messenger RNA from Striga hermonthica, 1632 nucleotides. The record is from the annotation of a GenBank genome assembly. Lineage: Eukaryota; Viridiplantae; Streptophyta; Magnoliopsida; Lamiales; Orobanchaceae.